AUGGGCCUGACCUAUGUUUACCACAAGUCCAUCGCGACCUUCUUCAGGGCUAUCAUCCGCCCAAUGCUAAAGGUGGACCCAAAACCAGAUGAAGUCAUUUCAAUCCCCUCGCGGGAUACGGGCCGAGUGAUCAAAGCCCAUAUCUACAAGCCAGCCAAGGAGGAACACAAAGCACCACGGCCCGUCUUGAUCAACUUCUGCGGCAGUGGCUACAUACUUCCUGCAUUUGGCGCAGACGAUGAGUACUGCCGUUUCAUCGCGGAUAAGACCGGCUUCACUGUCAUCGACGUCCAGUAUCGUCUUGCGCCCGAGGAUCCCUUCCCGGCCGCCGUGAAUGACGCCGAAGAUGCGGUCGCAUGGGUACAAUCCCUGCCAGAUCAAUUCGACGUUGAGCGAAUCUCAUUAUCAGGAUUCAGCGCGGGCGCGAAUAUCGCCCUGGCAUUGUCGUGCACAUACUCUCGGCCUCGGCGGAAUCAAGACGAUAAUGUGUUUCGCACGGUGAUUUCGUUCUAUGGCUGCGUUGAUAUGAGCGUUCCCACGACGAAGAAGACCGUCGUGGAUCGAUCGAACUUUGUUAUGCGCAGCUUGUUCCCUAUUUUCUCUCAUCUGUGCCAUAAGUGUCUCGGCUUCUCAGCGGCAGACACUAAGAAUCCUCGCCUGUCGCCAACGUACGCCGAGUCAGUGGCUUUUCCUGAUAAUGUCUUGAUUAUCACGGCGGCUCAAUGCCCAUUUACUAUUGAGGCCGAGGCCUUGGCUGAUAAGAUUCGGAAUGGUGGUGGCAAACACGUGUUGAGCAAGAGGAUGGACGACUGUACCCAUGGCUGGGAUAAGGAAGCUAAGGAGGGAACACCUCAGGCGGAAGCCAAACAUCAGGCCUACGAGAUGUCGGCGUCUGUUCUACUCGGGGGAUUAAAAUAA
Messenger RNA from Penicillium diatomitis, 918 nucleotides. Its product is annotated as alpha/beta hydrolase. The transcript has a single exon. Lineage: Eukaryota; Fungi; Ascomycota; Eurotiomycetes; Eurotiales; Aspergillaceae. The record is from RefSeq and is a predicted model, not a curated record. Gene Ontology annotation, molecular function: hydrolase activity. Bases 1 to 918 code for a protein of 305 amino acids.